This is a messenger RNA of Sipha flava (yellow sugarcane aphid), 1004 nucleotides long. RefSeq names its product 5-formyltetrahydrofolate cyclo-ligase (gene Mthfs). Gene Ontology annotation, molecular function: 5-formyltetrahydrofolate cyclo-ligase activity. Gene Ontology annotation, biological process: folic acid-containing compound biosynthetic process; tetrahydrofolate interconversion. Gene Ontology annotation, cellular component: mitochondrion. The coding region runs from base 340 to 924 and encodes 194 amino acids. The record is from RefSeq and is a predicted model, not a curated record. NCBI's taxonomy places the organism in Eukaryota, Metazoa, Arthropoda, Insecta, Hemiptera, Aphididae. The transcript is spliced from 5 exons.
AUAUAUUUUUGUGCCGACCCCAAAUAGUUGGGAGAAAUACGAAGGAGAAGAAGAAAAAUAAAAAUAUAUUUUUGUGCUUCUAUACUAUAUUCUAGUAUAUAAGUCUGUGGUAUAAUGAUAUUAUUAUCAGUAAUUGUUAUUCAAAAUUACCUGUUGCAUCACAAUAUUAAAAUAUGUUCAAAAAACAAUGAUCAAUCAAUUCACUGAUUGUUAUUAUUAUUUUUUUAUAUGAUUCUGUCUAUAUAGAACACAAACAUAUUUUUACACUUUCAAUUAAUUGACUCUUCAGUAUUGGUUUCAUAACUAGAAGUUUCUAUUAGUCUUAUAACAUUGGACAUUAUGGAACUUGUAAAAAUUUCCAAAUCUAAAUUACGACAAGAGUUAAAGAAAAAAAUUUCGAAAAUGACUGUUUAUGAAAUUGCUGAGCAAUCAAAAUUAAUAACCAAUAAAUUAUUGAUUCACCCAGCAUACAUUAGAAGCAAAAGAGUGUCUGUUUAUAUCAGUAUGGAUUCCGAAGUACAAACAAUAAAUAUUAUUAAAAACAUUUUUGACACAGGAAAAAAAUGUUUUAUUCCAAAAUAUAAUCAAUAUGAUAUGUCUAUGGUGAGUUUGGAGUCAAUGGAUGAUCUGAAAAGCUUGCCGAAAACCAAAUGGAAUAUAUUACAACCAGCAGACAAUGAUGUUCGUGAAGAUGCAUUGUCUACAGGUGGUUUAGAUUUGAUGAUAGUUCCAGGCUUGGGAUUUACUAUCAAUGGAAAACGGUUAGGACGCGGAAAAGGUUAUUAUGAUCGAUCUAUUGCUGAGUAUAGGAAUAAAUAUCCUUAUAAUAAUUUAAAAAUUAUUGGAUUAGCAUUUAGCCAACAAAUAUGUGAUGAUAUACCUACUAGCGAACAAGAUAGUUUAAUUGAUUAUAUUGUGUAUUGAAAUAAGUAAGUAACUAUGUGAAAAUGAUAUAAUAAUUAAUGUAUUAGUUUUCUAAAUUGUACACUGUUCUAAAAUUAUAA